This is a messenger RNA of Cololabis saira (Pacific saury), 2094 nucleotides long. RefSeq names its product gasdermin-E-like. The record is from RefSeq and is a predicted model, not a curated record. NCBI's taxonomy places the organism in Eukaryota, Metazoa, Chordata, Actinopteri, Beloniformes, Belonidae. Bases 57 to 1499 code for a protein of 480 amino acids. Gene Ontology annotation, biological process: programmed cell death. Gene Ontology annotation, cellular component: cytoplasm. The transcript is spliced from 10 exons.
UAGUUUUUCUUUUUAAAUCUGAUUUGAGCUCUCUGGAUUCCUCUUCUGCUGGGGUCAUGUUCUCCAAGGCCACUUACAACUUUGUCCGUCAGAUAGACCACGAAGGAAGCCUUAUCCCCGUGUCCAGUGUAAAGAACUCCCACAAACUGGUUCCCAUGGCACUCGUCGUCAAGCGCAAACGCUACUUCUGGCAGAAGCCCAGGUACCAUCCGACUGAUUUCACCCUCAGUGACCUGUUGCUGGGUGAUGAGGUGCUCAGCCCUGUAGUCUCUUGUAAGGAUAAUUUCUUGGGAUUCAAGGGGACAUAUAGAGACAAAGUGUCUGCGUCGUUGGACACAGAAGCAGGUCCUGUCAGCGUCACGCUGGAGGGGCAAGGUUCCUCCAUGCUCCGCUCCUGUUUUGGCAAGUUGAAGAUGGAGGAACUGGUUAUAACAAAGCUGCUGAAUGACUCCAGAAACAGAUCAGUGGACAUGCAGCACGUGCUGGUGCAGCAGAUAGAGAAGCGAGCCGAAGUGCUGGCGGUGGUGAAGGAGAGGAUUUUCACCACCAGCCCCUGCUCCGUCACCCAGACACAAAAGCAGCAGUGCACCUUGAAGGGAGUGCUCGGGCUGUUGAGCCUGCUGGGGAACUUUGUUAAGGUGUGUGUGAAGGACAGCAACAACAUCUCCAUGGACAGUGUUGUUUCGUUAGAGAUCCCCUCUGGCACAGUCAUUGCGUACAGCGUACGGGAGCUGGAGAUUAAAAAAGAUGGCCACUAUGUCAUAUGCGUGCAACCCAACACUAAUGGAGGCUUUGAGGACGACUCAGUCAAAGAGUCCAGCUCAUCUGAUUUUCACAUGGAUUCAAUCGACGGCACUUGCAACGGGAGCAAGUUUCAAGUACCAUCAGUUGCUGCUCAGGAUGGAUUCCACGAAACAGACCUCUCCCCUCUGGCAGACCUUCCUCAGAUUACUCGAUGCGCCUUGAUCAAAAAGCUCCAGCAGGUUCUUGAGGAAAGAUCUACUCUGUCACAUCUGCAGUAUGUGCUUGAGGAGUUGUGUAGCUGUGAAACAGCUGAUGAGGAUGUUACAGAAGAAAAGUUUGACAGUCUGACAAAGCCCUCCAUCCCUGACCAGCUGGGUUUGGACCGUGUCACCGAGGGCGGCGUCACCGCGGAGCUGAAGGCCGUUCAUCUCCUAGUCAGUGCCAUGGAAGAGUUGCCGGAUGAAACUCUCAACCUUCUCAGUCAGAGCCGACCUGAUUUCCUGCAAGCCUUUGACAAACUGAUGAGCGGGUUCAACGAGAGCAGCGAGCGUCUCUCCGUCCACUCUCUCCCCAUCUUGCUGCAGGACAACCAGGCCUUCCAGCAGGCCGAGCAGCUGCUGAGCUCCAUCGGCGUCACACUGAGGAGAGAUGCUGAGGAGCUCCGGAUGGAGAUGGGAAGUGGCGAGAGCGUUCUCACGUUGGUUCUCAGCCUCAGCGUGCACGGGCUGGCCUUGCUCUCCACCGGGCUGCAGUAGUCAAGGUGUCUGCAAGGCUGUGCUAAAGUUUUACUGGUUCUUUCUUUAUUGUAAACAUUUAUCAAGUGUACGCACGCUAUAUUUUCUUGCUGUACAAGGUCACAUAGAUUUUAUUUUGUGUUGCUGCCCUUUUAAUAUUCUUUGUGUUAAUAUUUGUUAAACCUAUAUUUUAUUAUUAACAAAUCAAUAUUUUUGUAUAAAAAAGAAGUAAAAUCUAUUGAUGAACGAGCUUGAACUAACUUAGAAGUUAGAAAUGAUGCUGUGGUAAAGCUCUGACAUGCAUUACAAUCAGCCUCUUACAGUAAAAACAUCCACUGAGAAUAUUUCACUGACUCUCAUUGUUGAAAUGAAGUGAUCGAAGUAAAAGCUGUUCAGAAUUAUUAACUUGAUGAAUCCAUAGCAAUUCUGGAUUUAGAGAAAUUGUGAAAUUUAAUGCAGGCAAACUGGAGAAGCUUCAUGUAUGUUUGUGUUACUCUGAAAUAUUUACAUGCUCUUUCUUGACAUUGUUUUUAUCCUAAAGGAUGAUGCUUUGUAUUGUUUUUCAUGUCCGUGAUAAAAAAAAGAUGAAUUUAUUUUCAAACUAUUUUAUAUUUGU